UGCGUGUGGUGCUGCGAAAACUAGGCGUGCGGUUCCGGUACGUGGCGGCGUGUCGCGCUGGAGUCAUCCGUUUUCGUCGCACUUUACGCACGAACACCAUCGUAACGCGGCGCGGCGAUAUGAGUUGACGAUCGCCGCGCGCCAAUCCGCCCAUUAAAAGACGAACUCUCGGCAUUGCUCGCGGUGGUCCACGGAGCCCGGAUCGCUCACAUGCGGAAGAGACAGGUUCGUGACGCGUGGCUUCGCAAAAGUGAAUGGUGGUGCGUCGGGACAGAGGCGACACGAGCCCCGUGAGACCGCGUGCGCAUGCGUGGCCGUGUGUGGACUGGCCCACCCUAGAGAAAAGCUCAAGCCCAGUGCGUGUGCGUGUGAAUUGAGAAAGUCCAGCACCCGGCGGCGGCGGCGACAGCAACAUCAUGCGAGGCAGUAUCGCCGGGAUCGAGGAUGGUUUCGUCGGCCGAAAGCUGGCCGGUGGUGCGGCAGCCAGUCCGGCCGAGAGUGCUCCCGGCGGGGGCACGGCUAGCUACCACGAGCAUCUCCUGCAACUGAUCGACUACCUGUACGCUUCGCUGAUUGUGGCCCCGCUCGUGGUAGGCUACUGGCGCGGUACGUGGAACCUGAUGGGCGACUACAUCUACCCCUCGGACCUGACCACGAGCCUGAUCGUGUCGCUCGCCAUCGGUGUCGCGGGGCACAUCCUGUUUAACCUCUGCCAGGCCACGCUCCGACAGCACCUGAACGCCGACAAGCACCGAAUAGCGUUCUACGUCGGGUCGCGGCUCUACACCGCCGUCUACGGGUUGGUGUGUGUGAAUGCGUGGCGUGGAGGCUGGCAGCUGAUCGACCUGUACACCACGCACAACGUCCUGUAUGUGGCGCUGAUCACGCUUGGGUGUCUGUUUCUGUUGGCGUGCCUGAAAGGAUCGCGCAACGUCAUGGGCCCACCGUUCGUGAUCGUGAACGACGCGCAACAGGAGUACUUUGAUGUGCCGACCUACUUCAAGCUAACGGGCUCCAAGGAUCCCGGCCUGUACGUGCUCGACUGCAUGUUCUCCGUGCUGGUAAUCGGAUCCCUGGUGGUGUUCGUCUGGCGCGGUCUCUGGGUCCUGCUGGACCUGAAACUAUUCCCGGAGGAUCACGGCGCAUCGGCGUGGGCAUCGGUGAUCAUCGGAUACGGUGUGACCGGGGUGACCUUCUCGCUGCAACCGCUGAUGCGGUGGACCUGCGAUCGGCUGACCGGCUUCUGGCGCGUCGUGGUCGCGGAUCUGUUCCUGUUCUUCAGCUUUAUCGGCACGAUCAACGUGUGGCGGGGUGUUUGGCAAGCCCUCGACACCUACUUCCUGCCUGAUCAACGGUUAUUGAGCAACUGGAUCACGCACGCCGUCUCGCUGGUUCUGCUGAUUCUGCUGAACUGCUCCAACUCGGUGCUGGUGCGGGGUGUUUACAUCGACGCCGAGGAACCCGCCGGCCAGUGCGUCGUGUUUCCGGUCUACUACAUUCGGUUGUUCUUUCAAAAGGAGCGCAACAAGAAGCAGCGCCGUCUGCUCGAUACGCUCGAACGGGCCGACCUCAACAGCACCGGCGGAGUGUUGCAGGAAAAGAAACCGCACCAACCAUCGCCACCGCCGCCGCCGGUUGGCCAGCAUCAGCAGCAACCGAAUCCCCAUCACCAUCACCCGCACCAUGCGGCCGAUCAGAACCAUCAGGUGAUCCGCAACCUGGAAACCGUGCCGCUAACGAUCAUCGACGAUCCGAAGAGCAACGGCAGCGAUCACAGCAGUCACCCGCCGAGCAAAUAGCCACCCUGGCCUGGCUGCCCUGAAUGCACUGAGACCAAUAGCUGGCCUAUUGCCGCAGAACGCACGACAUUCCCAGUAGCGUAGUUUUGUUCUUAAAGAAGCGAGCCGGGACCACGGAAGCGCCCCACCAACGCGGCCCUCUUCGAAGCCCUCGAGGCAGGCGAAUAAGAAGUCAACCCGCUGCGAAACCCAUCAGUAUACCAGCAUGAAGCUAGAGCGUAGUCGUGCCAACUGACCGUUAGGUGUAUUAAUUAUCGGUGUAAUUUCGUAGCGUUUUAAGAAGCAUACCCUCUACGUCGAAACCCUACUGUAGUAUAUAUAGAUAUAUACAUAUAUGUAUUUACGCGCGAGACGCGAGAUCUUGUAGACAAUAAGUGAAUCAACUAGACCACGUGGAAACGAACCCCGCUAAAAGCAGCUAAUCCAGAGCCUCAAACUCUUAUUUAUAACUGUUUCUGUUUGUAAAUACAAUGGACAACGAAA
Molecule: messenger RNA, 2282 nt
Organism: Anopheles cruzii
Lineage: Eukaryota; Metazoa; Arthropoda; Insecta; Diptera; Culicidae
Gene: fusl
Exons: 5
Coding region: 417-1799 (460 amino acids)
Biological process (GO): neuromuscular synaptic transmission; neuron-neuron synaptic transmission; clustering of voltage-gated calcium channels
Cellular component (GO): presynaptic membrane
Source: RefSeq, a predicted model, not a curated record